UUAUAGGAAUAGGAGUAGUCAAAUUUCUUUUUUAUUAGUGUUUGAAUAUUCCUAUGGGUGCAGGAAACUCACCAUGUGCUUCAUGUAAGCUGCUGCGACGCCGUUGCGCCAAGGAUUGCAUAUUUUCUCCUUACUUCCCUUGUGAUGAUCCUCACAAAUUUGCCAUUGUUCAUAAGGUCUUUGGCGCAAGCAACAUCAGCAAAAUGUUACAGGAGGUUCCGGUGAAUGAAAGAGCAGAUGCUGUGAGCAGUUUAGUGUAUGAAGCAAAUGCAAGAAUGAGAGAUCCUGUAUAUGGGUGUGUGGGUGCAAUAUCCUACUUGCAGAACCAGGUCAUGCAAUUGCAAAUGCAGCUAGCAAUGGCUCAAGCUGAAAUACUUUGCAUCCAAAUGCAGUCUGAGACACCACAAGUAGAAGCAGCAACAGUUUUGCCCAUUACACCAGAUAAUCAAUUAGUAGAAAAUGAUCAUGACAUUGACAAGUCCUUUUUUUUAUCAGAUCAGUACCUCAACUUUGACUCUACCUCCCAUAAAUCUUGUAAUUCUCAAGAUGGACUCUUUCUUUGGAGAUAAUCAAAACAAAAUCUCACUUUUA
This is a messenger RNA of Solanum lycopersicum (tomato), 591 nucleotides long. Its product is annotated as LOB domain-containing protein 12-like. Lineage: Eukaryota; Viridiplantae; Streptophyta; Magnoliopsida; Solanales; Solanaceae. The record is from RefSeq and is a predicted model, not a curated record.